Monoraphidium neglectum is the source of this 699-nucleotide messenger RNA. RefSeq lists its product as hypothetical. The coding region runs from base 1 to 699 and encodes 232 amino acids. The record is from RefSeq and is a predicted model, not a curated record. The transcript has a single exon. Lineage: Eukaryota; Viridiplantae; Chlorophyta; Chlorophyceae; Sphaeropleales; Selenastraceae.
AUGAAAACGCUGCCUCCCAACUACGUCGCCUACAAUUUUGAGCAGCUCAUAACGACCAAGGAGUGGCCGGCGUCUUUCUUCAAGCGGCUGCAAGACGCUGUUAUGAUAUGGGACUACUCCCUAGAGAACUUGAAGGUGAUCCACGGCAAGGGCAUCAAGCACACGGUGUUCAUCCCUUGGGGUUACACCCCGAACUUGGAGAACCCCUUCCCCCAAGUCCCCCGAGACGUGGACGUCAUGUUCGUCGGAGCAGGCGGCGGGACGGGAAAGCGCGUGCCUAAACUUGCCGCCAUCCACGCUCACAAGGCCAACCCGCCGUGGAACUUGGCGUUCAUUUACAACACCUUUGGCGACCCGUUGAAGAAGAUAUACAGGCGGUCGAAGGUGGCCUUGAAUCUGCACUUUUUCACGGGCAGGACCAUUUUGGAGGUCCACCGUAUCCUGCCCCUCAUUGUCAGCAAGGUUCUGGUGUUCUCGGAGCCCAGUGACGAUCCCUGGUGGGACAAUGAGUACAAGGACAUGGUGUACUUUGAUGGUGGGGAUGACAUCAUCACGCCGCUCACCAAAAUCUUGAAAACGGUCAACGUUGAGGCCGAGACGGAGCGGCGGUACAACCUGCUUUUGUCAUGUUGCCGGUUCACGCGGUAUAUCUCGCGAGGGUUGCAGCAGCCGGUGGAAGCUAAAGUAAAAACCAAUUGA